Messenger RNA from Halteromyces radiatus, 562 nucleotides. Its product is annotated as nucleoside diphosphate kinase. The record is from RefSeq and is a predicted model, not a curated record. The transcript has 4 exons. Gene Ontology annotation, molecular function: nucleoside diphosphate kinase activity. Gene Ontology annotation, biological process: GTP biosynthetic process; CTP biosynthetic process; UTP biosynthetic process. Bases 30 to 542 code for a protein of 170 amino acids. NCBI's taxonomy places the organism in Eukaryota, Fungi, Mucoromycota, Mucoromycetes, Mucorales, Cunninghamellaceae.
UCUUAUUGCAAUAAGAUAGAUUUACAACAAUGACUAUAUCCUUACUUAGAAAAUACUCAACUACUACAACAAAGCACCAAACGACACAAUUAACCUUAGCCUUGUUGAAACCUGAUAUUUGUGCUGAUAAACUAUUGAUACCCAAGAUCCAACAGGCAAUGAAGGAUCAUCAACUUGACAUUGUACAGCAUCGCGACGUUCUUUGGACAGAAAAAGAAGCAGGGAAGUUUUAUGCUGAACAUAAAGGCAAGUUCUUUUAUCAUCGACUAUGUGGCUAUAUGACAAGUGGACCCUUUCAAGCCUAUAUUUUAUCCUCACCAAAUGCUAUUAAAGAAUGGCGAAGUUUGAUUGGACCGACUCAUCCUGUUAGAGCAAGGAUUUACCAACCUGAUACUUUACGAGCAUUAUAUGGAUUGACUGAUACAAGAAACUCUUUUCAUGGCUCAGACUCAGAUGACAACGCACGAACAGAAAUCCAAUUUUUCUUUCCAGACUUUAAUAUAAAUUCCUAUUUAGAACAUCAUCAAAAUAGUCAUCAAUAAACAUUCUUCUUUCAUCUUUA